GUCCGUGUCGCCAUGAACAUCGCCAAGCAGGCCGCCGGGGGCGCUCUGCGCUUCAGGGCGUACGCGACCGCCGCCUACGUCCCCCCCGCGUCCAUGGAGAAUGUCCAGCGCGGCCGGCUCCCCCCGCCCAAGCCAAAACCCGAGUCCCCGACGUUCUACACUGGGCGCGCGACGUACUACGACCAGCUGCUCGCGCUCGAGAACGCGGCGAAGCAGACCCGCUCUGCGCUCCAGCAGCUGCAGCUGCUCCCGCUCUCGCGCUUUGCCCAGCAAAAUCUGCCGCCGCUGCACCCGGUGUGGAAGAGCCAGGUGGACCUCGCGGAGCUCAUGGAGGCGAAGCUCACCACGUCGCGCUACCGCCGCUUCGUCUCGCAGCUCAACACGCUGAACCAGUACCGCCGUCUUGCGGAGGUCGCCGGGCAUUUGGCACUGGCGGAGCGCCUCCAGCGCGUACUCGACAUGUUCGAGCGGGAGAACAAGGAGGCCAUCCUCGCCCGGGGUAAGGCGAAGCCGACGAAGUUUGACGAGUACGGAAGGACCUACACUGUCGGAAGGAGAAAGGAGAGCACGGCGCGAGUAUGGGUUAUUCGGUCCCAGCUGUCACCAGGGGAGCAAGCUGCUGCGUCUUCCUCGACAGCAUCCUCAGAGCCUUCACAAAUGCAAGCAUCGGAAGAACCGGUACCUACACCAGUGCAGACCGUCGAAGACCCAAUAGUGCACUCUGCGCCAGCAGUAGGCAUUCCCGGCUUCGAGAGUGGACCUCUGUCCAUCGGCCCGACUCAGGUCAAGGUGCACACGACGAACAUCCUGAUCAACAACAUCCCUUUCACGGACUACUUCCCGAACGUUGCGGACCGUGAACGCAUCGUGCGUCCGUUCCGCAUCGCCGGCCUCAUCGGCGCCUUCAACGUCUUCGCGCUCGUCCGUGGAGGCGGCAGCACCGGCCAGAGCGGUGCGCUCACGCUGGGCAUCGCGAAGGGCAUUGCGGCGCAUGCGCCCGAGGUAGAGCCUUUCCUGCGUAAAGCGAAAAUGCUCAAGCGUGAUCCUCGUAUGGUCGAGCGUAAGAAGACCGGUAGGGCUAAGGCUCGCAAGGGUUACACUUGGGUCAAGCGUUAGAUGGAGACCUCUGGGAUACACUGGGCGGCGUGCUAUGGAACUCUACACAGUCGAUGUCUAUCAUCAUAAUUUACAUUGCAUACACCCAUCCAACGUGUGCGCUAUGCAAAAUCAAGCAAUGCAGAUUACUCUACUCAG
Messenger RNA from Trametes versicolor FP-101664 SS1, 1254 nucleotides. Its product is annotated as ribosomal protein S5 domain 2-like protein. Gene Ontology annotation, biological process: translation. Lineage: Eukaryota; Fungi; Basidiomycota; Agaricomycetes; Polyporales; Polyporaceae. Gene Ontology annotation, molecular function: RNA binding; structural constituent of ribosome. Bases 13 to 1116 code for a protein of 367 amino acids. The record is from RefSeq and is a predicted model, not a curated record. Gene Ontology annotation, cellular component: mitochondrial small ribosomal subunit; ribosome. The transcript has 4 exons.